UUAUCAUUAGGGAGGUAUACUACAUAUUUAUAAUGGCUUACAUGGAUGAAAAUAUAAAUAUCAGCAAUAUGUUCCUAUAUUACAUAUAUAGCUGAGUAGGUUAUAAUCAGCAUGUCGACUGCAUCUGUAACCGUAGAUUACGGGUUCUCGAGUCAAGCAGGGCUCUUAUUUAUUUCUUUUUUACACCCACCCUUUCUUUUUCCAGAUUUUUUUUGAUUUUUUUUUUUUGUUGUUGUUGCUAGAACUGCAUUUUGUUAUUUUACCAAUUCAAGUAAAUUUCAAAGUUUUCAAUUUCAAAAUAUUUUUCUUCAAAUCCUCCACUUUUCAUCCACAUCAAAUUUCUCUAGGGUAGCAUUCGUCCUAGAAGCUUAUUUGUCUUGGGGGCGAGUUGUACUGAAACCGUAAUGUUGUGGCACUGGUUGCGGUGUCACGUGCCCUACUGUCAUGUGACAGAAGAAUAUCGUUGCAUGUGAUCACGAAUAGAGUGAUAAAAACACCUUUUUCGUCUCUGUUGCACAGCGAACUUGUCCGUAAUCACUACAUUCUGAGAACGCGUAGACUUAUCAUACUGCAAGGUGAACCAAACUACAGAUGCGGGGUUUACUGCUUAUGCCGCUGGUGGUGGUGGUUGUUUAUUGCGAUACGCUCUACUUCCAACCUAAGGAACAGCCUGUCUCCGGAGUGUCCUGUAAAGAUGGGAAAUCUGUUUGUCCCAAUGGCAGAACCUGCUGUGGACAAAAUAACGGGGAAUAUGGAUGCUGUCCCCUAGCAAAUGCCGUCUGCUGCAGUGAUCACAUACACUGUUGUCCUUCAAACACGAAAUGUGAUGUUGCUGCCGGCAAAUGUGUGGCACAAGGCGACAAUUUUGUGUUGGACUGGUUUGAGAAACUUCCUGCCACCAAACCCAGGGGGCGUGGUGAUGCGUCGUCUGUGAUGUGUCCUGACGGAGCCUCGGAGUGUGAAGAUGGGCAGACAUGUUGUCUCCUGGCUAGCGGAAGAUACGGCUGCUGCCCUAUAGAGGAUGCUGUCUGCUGUUCUGAUCACAUUCACUGCUGUCCCCAGGGAACAAAGUGUGACCUUCAGGCAAAGAAAUGUAUCGGAAGAGGAGUGAGUUUAGGCAAGAUCAGCAUGGACAUGGUGAGGAUAGAAAAUAAAGGAAUUGUGGACAUGGUCAAAGUGGAAGACAGUGGAAGCGUGGAUAUGGUCGGACUGGGAGACAAAGAAAUUUUACAUAAGAUCAGCAUAGACAUGGUCAAAAUAGAAGAGAAAGAAUUUAAGGCUGUUUGGUGUUCUGAUGGUAAACAUUGGUGUCCUGAAGAUACUGUCUGUGACAGUUCCUCUAGAAAAUGUAUCAGGGGUAGAAGUUUAGUCAUGGACUGGUUUGAGAAAGAACCCGAUAUGCUGAGAUCAGGAAGUGUGGUAUGUCCUGAUGGUCAGAGUCAAUGCAAGGAUGGACAGACAUGUUGUAAGCUGUCAAGUGGAAGAUAUGGUUGUUGUCCUCUUCCCAAAGCUGUGUGCUGUUCUGACGGUAGACAUUGCUGUCCUUCAGGAACGAAAUGUGAGGUAUCCUCUGGAAAAUGUAUGAGAGGAACAAUUUCUGUCAUGGACUGGUUGGAGAAAGAACCCACUAUGCUGAGAUCAGAAAGUGUGGUAUGUCCUGAUGGUCAGAGUCAAUGCAAGGAUGGGCAGACAUGUUGUAAGCUGUCGAGUGGAAGUUAUGGAUGUUGUCCUCUUCCUAAAGCUGUGUGCUGUUCUGACGGUAGACAUUGCUGUCCUUCAGGAAUGAAAUGUGAGGUAUCCUCUGGAAAAUGUAUGAGAGGAACAAAUAUUGUUAUGGACUGGUUUGAAAAAGAACCUGCUAUGCUGAGAUCAGAAAAUGUGGUAUGUCCUGAUGGUCAGAGUCAAUGCAAGGAUGGGCAGACAUGUUGUAAGCUGUCGAGUGGAAGAUACGGAUGCUGUCCUCUUCCCAAAGCUGUGUGCUGUUCUGACGGUAGACAUUGCUGUCCUUCAGGAACAAAAUGUGAGGUAUCCUCUGGAAAAUGUAUGAGAGGAACAAAUAUUGUCAUGGACUGGUUUGAGAAAGAACCCGCUUUACUGAAAUCAGAAAGUGUGGUAUGUCCUGAUGGUCAGAGUCAAUGCAAGGAUGGGCAGACAUGUUGUAAGCUAUCCAGUGGAAAUUAUGGAUGCUGUCCUCUUCCCAAAGCUGUGUGCUGUUCUGACGGUAGACAUUGCUGUCCUUCAGGAACGAAAUGUGAGGUAUCCUCUGGAAAAUGUAUGAGAGGAACAAAUAUUGUUAUGGACUGGUUUGAAAAAGAACCCGCAAUGCUGAGAUCAGAAAAUGUGGUAUGUCCUGAUGGUCAAAGUCAAUGCAAGGAUGGGCAGACAUGUUGUAAGCUGUCGAGUGGAAAUUAUGGAUGUUGCCCUAUUCCAAAAGCUGUGUGCUGUUCUGAUGGUAGACAUUGCUGUCCUUCAGGAACGAAAUGUGAAGUAUCCUCUGGAAAAUGUAUGAGAGGAACAAUUUCUGUCAUGGACUGGUUGGAGAAAGAACCCGCUAUGCUGAGAUCAGAAAGUGUGGUAUGUCCUGAUGGUCAAAGUCAAUGCAAGGAUGGGCAGACAUGUUGUAAGCUAUCCAGUGGAAAUUAUGGAUGCUGUCCUCUUCCCAAAGCUGUGUGCUGUUCUGACGGCAGACAUUGCUGUCCUUCAGGAACGAAAUGUGAGGUAUCCUCUGGAAAAUGUAUGAGAGGAACAAAUAUUGUUAUGGACUGGUUUGAAAAAGAACCCGCUAUGCUGAGAUCAGAAAAUGUGGUAUGUCCUGAUGGUCAAAGUCAAUGCAAGGAUGGGCAGACAUGUUGUAAGCUGUCGAGUGGAAAUUAUGGAUGUUGCCCUAUUCCAAAAGCUGUGUGCUGUUCUGACGGUAGACAUUGCUGUCCUUCAGGAACAAAAUGUGAGGUAUCCUCCGGAAAAUGUAUGAGAGGAACACAUUCUGUCAUGGACUGGAUGGAGAAAGAACCCGCUAUGCUGAGAUCAGAAAAUGUGGUAUGUCCUGAUGGUCAAAGUCAAUGCAAGGAUGGGCAGACAUGUUGUAAGCUGUCGAGUGGAAGUUAUGGAUGCUGUCCUAUUCCCAAAGCUGUGUGCUGUUCUGACGGUAGACAUUGCUGUCCUUCAGGAACGAAAUGUGAGGUAUCCUCCGGAAAAUGUAUGAGAGGAACAAAUAUUGUUAUGGACUGGUUUGAGAAAGAACCUGCAAUGCUGAGAUCAGAAAAUGUGGUAUGUCCUGAUGGUCAAAGUCAAUGCAAGGAUGGGCAGACAUGUUGUAAGCUGUCGAGUGGAAAUUAUGGAUGCUGUCCUAUUCCAAAAGCUGUGUGCUGUUCUGACGGUAGACAUUGCUGUCCUUCAGGAACGAAAUGUGAAGUAUCCUCUGGAAAAUGUAUGAGAGGAACAAAUAUUGUCAUGGACUGGUUUGAGAAAGAACCUGCUAUGCUGAGAUCAGAAAAUGUGGUUUGUCCUGAUGGUCAAAGUCAAUGCAAGGAUGGGCAGACAUGUUGUAAGCUGUCGAGUGGAAGAUAUGGUUGUUGUCCUCUUCCAAAAGCGGUGUGUUGCUCUGACGGUAGACAUUGCUGUCCUUCAGGAACAAAAUGUGAGGUAUCCUCUGGAAAAUGUAUGAAAGGAACAAAUAUUGUCAUGGACUGGUUUGAGAAAGAACCCGCUAUGCUGAGAUCAGAAAAUGUGGUUUGUCCUGAUGGUCAAAGUCAAUGCAAGGAUGGGCAGACAUGUUGUAAGCUGUCGAGUGGAAAUUAUGGAUGCUGUCCUAUUCCAAAUGCUGUGUGCUGUUCUGACGGUAGACAUUGCUGUCCUUCAGGAACGAAAUGUGAGGUAUCCUCUGGAAAAUGUAUGAAAGGAACAAAUAUUGUCAUGGACUGGUUGGAGAAAGAGCCAGCUAUGCUGAGAUCAGAAAAUGUGGUAUGUCCUGACGGUCAAAGUCAAUGCAAGGAUGGGCAGACAUGUUGUAAGCUGUCCAGUGGAAGUUAUGGAUGCUGUCCUAUUCCCAGUGCUGUGUGCUGUUCUGACGGUAGACAUUGCUGUCCUUCAGGAACGAAAUGUGAAGUAUCCUCCGGAAAAUGUAUGAGAGGAACAAAUAUUGUCAUGGACUGGUUUGAGAAAGAACCCGCUAUGCUGAGAUCAGAAAAUGUGGUAUGUCCUGACGGUCAAAGUCAAUGCAAGGAUGGGCAGACAUGUUGUAAGCUGUCGAGUGGAAGAUAUGGUUGUUGUCCUCUUCCAAAAGCUGUGUGCUGUUCUGACGGUAGACAUUGCUGUCCUUCAGGAACAAAAUGUGAGGUAUCCUCCGGAAAAUGUAUGAGAGGAACAAUUUCUGUCAUGGACUGGUUAGAGAAAGAACCUGCUAUAUUGAGAUCAGAAAAUGUGGUAUGUCCUGAUGGUCAGAGUCAAUGCAAGGAUGGGCAGACAUGUUGUAAGCUGUCUAGUGGAAGAUACGGAUGUUGUCCUCUUCCAAAAGCUGUGUGCUGUUCUGAUGGUAGACAUUGCUGUCCUUCAGGAACGAAAUGUGAGGUAUCCUCUGGAAAAUGUAUGAGAGGAACAAAUUCUGUCAUGGGCUGGUUUGAGCAAGAACCUGCUCAGAGAAAAGCACACUCAGAAACAACACUCAAGAAGGGUAAAUCUAUCAUGUGCCCAGAUCAGAAAACCAGCUGUCCUGAUAAGAAUACAUGCUGUAAAAAUAAAGAUGGAAAUUAUGGAUGCUGUGCAUAUAACAACGCUGUGUGCUGCAAGAGUGGGACGUAUUGUUGUCCAAAGGGCUACAUCUGUGACACCUUGCCAGAAAUUUGCAGAAUGCCAGAGGCCAAGGUAGCAUGGAAGAACACAGCCAAUCUGUUUAUACAGAACAUACUCCGUAAACGAAUCCAGAAUCUACCAUAAGCAGAGAACUAACUGUUAUUUUAUUACUUGCCUCAAUAAUGGAAGGAGUAAAAACUUUUGAAUUCGGUUUUCAUCUUGUAGAAAUUUAUUAUUUUGAAAAUUUAAAAAUUAGAAUUUUCCCUUUAUUUAUAUAUACCUCAUGUACAGACACUGUGCAUUAUUUAUUUUUACUCAAGUCUAUGCUCCUUUGCCUUCUGAUUUACAAAUGAUUCUAGAUGAGCCUUGUGUCUCUUCUGAAUAAAAAAAAACCCCAGCUGGAGUAGGAGAGAAAUUAAUAGAAUUAUGGAACAUGUAUCAAACAUCUUGUGUGAAUGAAGCAUCUAAAAGAAUAUUAAACUUUGUGAAUGAAGCAUCUACAAGAAAUGAAUAUCAAACUUGAUUUUGUAUUUGAGAAAUGUUUCAUUGUCGAAUUGUUUAUAGGGUACAAAGGAAAGAGAAGCAUAUGCUAUUCAUGUGAUAAAUGUUUUUAGUGAACUAAGAAACUGUAAUAUGUAAGGAUAAUAUAGUUGAUGAUGUGGUAUUUGACAGUAAAUGAUGUACAUGUGAGAGGUGAGGGGUAGAAUUUAGUGUAGGUAUUUUUUCAAUGCUAUGUUUUUCUCUGUAGAUUGACUCUUAAGGUGUACUGAUGUAUGCAUGAGUUUGAUUUGCCUUCUGUUGCAGAGUUAUGUGCUAUGAACUUUUACGUGAACAUUUAUAUAUGUAGAUAAGAAUUACUUAAAUAGUAUAGAUAUUGCAAAACAUGACAUUAUGACUGUUGAUAGAUAGAAUACUUGUAUAAUGAAUUUUGUUUGUGUUUGUUUGUAUGCAUUAUUGUCUCUUGUACAUGCACUUUGAUGAUGCUUGCAAGUCGUGUUAUUUAAUUGAACUGUCACAUAGUACAUGUGUACUUAAAGAGAACAUAUUCAUAAACAUAUUCUGGCCAGUUUGUGCUAUUACAUGAUCAUAUAGAUAUCUGCAGAUUUAUAAUUGUAAAUAAAAAACUCUUUGAAUUUCUGGGAUAAAUGUUUUUCCACGUCUGAAUAGUUGUGAUUUUAUUUUUCAGUAAGGAACACAUUCAAUGUCUUGAGAGAGAGAGAGGGGGGGGGGGGGGUAUAAAGAUGAUGAAAGCAUGCUGAAGCUGAUUAUUUAAAAAUUAUCUCAUGCUUACAUGGUUUCUGUUACAUUCCUACUGAGAGAAGUUUUAUUGGUGACAUGUUUAUUUUAUAAUUGAACUUUUUUCUAUUUAUAGAUUUUUAUGUCAAGUUCAAAGGUCAUACUGUGAGAUCUGCAUAUAACAAUGCAUUUAUUAGGAAUUAUGAAGAUAGAAACGUCAAAGCUUUAUGAUUGGCAAAACGUUGAUUAUGUAAAGUUAAAUUUCACAAGGGCUGUGUGUUGUACCUAAGUAUACUGUUAAAGUGGUUAUUUACGCGUGGGGGGAAAUUUACACUAAUUACACGGCCACGUAAUAAGCGCGUAAAUUUCCCCCACAUGAAUAGUUUUAAAUAUUUGAUAUACUUAUAUACAUAUAUGUUAUAUUUAGUUACCAAGUAUCUUUCCCCUGCAUGUAAUGUUGGACAUGGAAAAACGCGUACUUAACGCCCAGCGUAAAUAAUCACUUUUACAGUAAUAUCUGUUGUACUGAUUUGAUUAUUUCAGAACAUGUCUGAACUGUGCAGAGGUGUUGUAGCUUGGCAAGGUUUGAGUACAUUGUACAACAUGCUUUGUCGCCUAUUUUAGCUUUACCACUGUUUGUCUUAUUACGUUUUAUGCCCAGAAAGUAAAGACACGGGGCAUGCCACAAACUCUUGCCCCACCCACUUCAUACAGCUAGAUUAAACAUGCUUUUGAUUAUGAAGUAUGCUGGCGUGAAGCAUCGUAAUUCAUACUGUUAAUACAUGCAAUUUCAAAAAAUGAAAUUUAUUCUAAAAUGAACACCAACAAACCUAAUGGUUCAGAUGCUGAGCAGUAUUUGUCACUUUUUAUUUAGUUCUCUAAUACACGUACUUUAAUGAAAUCCAGGUCAUUCAUUUUCAUAAUAUUGUCAUGGAUUUUUAAAUGUCCAGAUUAACGAGCUCCACUUUGUGCGAUAUAGCUGCUGGAUAAAUUUAAUUGUCAGCCACUGUAAACAAUUGAGUGGUACACUUAAUAACUGUUUAUUUUCUAUUAAAGAGCACACUGAUAUUUUAAAAGUAGCAUACAUCAGCAUACAGAUCUAGAACUUGGAAAUGUUCUUAAAAUAUUGAUGUGUUGGUGCUGCAUGCAUAUAAUGCUUCUCCGUGAAAAUUACCUACCACUUUUGAGAAGUGGGAGAGUAUGUAGCUGUUGAUUGAUUGAUACAUAUGUAGGCAACAUCCUGUUUUGUCUUUAGAAGGAACGAUUAUUCAUGUAACUGUAAUGCAGAUGAAUUGUUUAGGUUUCAUGGAUUGCUAUACAUGUGGAUGAAGUCAUUCCAAAAUUGAAUCUGUCUAGCUUACUCAUUAAAGUGAAUUUCAAAGAA
This is a messenger RNA of Ostrea edulis (European flat oyster), 7408 nucleotides long. Its product is annotated as neurogenic locus notch homolog protein 2-like. Lineage: Eukaryota; Metazoa; Mollusca; Bivalvia; Ostreida; Ostreidae. The record is from RefSeq and is a predicted model, not a curated record. Gene Ontology annotation, cellular component: extracellular region. Bases 592 to 4932 code for a protein of 1446 amino acids. The transcript is spliced from 20 exons.